Molecule: messenger RNA, 1742 nt
Organism: Cryphonectria parasitica EP155
Lineage: Eukaryota; Fungi; Ascomycota; Sordariomycetes; Diaporthales; Cryphonectriaceae
Exons: 7
Coding region: 1-1287 (428 amino acids)
Biological process (GO): regulation of DNA-templated transcription
Molecular function (GO): DNA-binding transcription factor activity, RNA polymerase II-specific; zinc ion binding
Source: RefSeq, a predicted model, not a curated record
AUGUCGAACACAAACACUAGGAUGUAUCCUAUAGUCCCAGCACUGCAGAGACGAAUUUAUACAGGUCAAGGGGAAAGGAUUUGGAUCCCUCGACACGUUACUUACACUAAAACUCGGGCAGCCUGCGAUCGCUGCCACUCUCAGAAGCUGCGAUGUCCGAAGCAGGCGGGGAGCAUCGUCUGCGCUCGCUGCCUCAAGGCCGGCACCCCAUGCACCUACAGCCCGCCAGGCACAAGUGUGCUGCUCCCCAGGGCUGCUACUGGUAUCAUAUCCUUAGAGGAAGACGCUAUGUGUGAGGCAGGCGAGGGACAGGUGUCGUCUCCGUUCGCGGGUGCGUUUGACUGGGGCAGCACCGCGGCCAAUUUCGACUUUAACAACUUCUUCUCGGCCGUUACGCCCCCGAGUGUGGCUCAACAAGACCCAGCCUUAGUCCAGCCUUCAACUGCGUCUCGCCCACCUACGACACAUCUUGGCUCGACAAAGGAUGUAUCAUUUGAUGAGCCCGCCAGUACGAGAUCUACCUGCCUGCGAAAGUUGACAGGCCUGCUCGCAGAAGCAGAAUCGCUUUCUGCCAGGCUCCCCUUCAGGCCGAGCCUGCACAUCUCCAAAAACGACUUGCAAGAGGCCUCUUUAAAGGUGCUCGCCGAGAAGAUGUCCACCAAGUCCCUACUAGAAGACUUUUUCGUCGUCGCCCAGCAGCUCGUCGAUGUUUAUCCAGCCGCUGUGAGUGCCGCCACGACUCCAGAUCCACAGUCAGGCGCGGCGGCGGCGGCGGCAGCAGCAGCAGCAGCCUGUACCCAGCCAGACUGCACGCACACCGUCGAGCUGCCCCCCGCCGCGCGCGAGAUCGAACAGCACCUCUACCCCAGCACCGCCGACAUGGCGCUGGCCAACCUCCUCUUUGCGUGCCACACGCGCCUCCUGGACAUCCUCGACGGCAUGUUCCAGCUCAUGACCUCGUGCGUCCGCGUCACCAUCGCCAGCCGGCGGGAGCCAGAUUUUGAUGUGUCUGAGAUGCGGGUGGGCUCCUUUGUGCCGCAGCGCACAGCAGCUGUGUUGAUGCAAAUUGCCCUGAUGAGGCAUCUGGUGGCUCGGCUGACGGACCGGCUGGGGGCUUUUGGCGAGCGGAUCGCGUCGUGGGCCGGGGGCGGGGCUGCGGAGGCGAGCUUGGAGGGGGAUAUUCUGAGGAUGCAGCAUGAGUUGCUCGCCAAGAGACAGUCGAAGAAUACUGCGCAGGUCGGACUCAUCGAGGAGUUUCUGCUGAAAAUGGACUUUCUCGGGGAUUGAGCCUGUCCUUCCCAACGCUCUACCUUUAGCGAGUUUACCAUCUUCUUCCAGUGUUGAGUGUCACUACUUGACAACGAGAUGCUGCUGUCCAUAUCAUCGAUACUGCCGUAUUUCAAGUGGGGAUACGUUCAGAUGGUGGGGUCAGAUAAGAUGAUGGAUGGUGCACUGUCAUCCAAGAGGAGGGAACUACAUUGUGGUUUAAAGAAUAGUGAUGAUAUGCUGCGAGGAGUCGUGUUCAAGAGUAUGAACGAUGACACCAAGCAGUUCAUGACCCUUAAUAAAGUUGACUGUCCACAUGUCUCGCGAUGCAGCGAGUCGGAUCAGAAAGCAUGAGAGGCUACCUCGUGCAGAGUUCUGGGUUGUUUCAUGAGCAAGCACGAGAGGGCUAAGGCGAGAGGUUGUUCACCUUGAAGUAUUUACCUACUUAAGUAGACAUAAUUGAUGCCACUCAGGCG